This is a messenger RNA of Lethenteron reissneri (Far Eastern brook lamprey), 2278 nucleotides long. RefSeq names its product CLN3 lysosomal/endosomal transmembrane protein, battenin (gene CLN3). Gene Ontology annotation, biological process: lysosome organization; regulation of intracellular pH. The record is from RefSeq and is a predicted model, not a curated record. Gene Ontology annotation, cellular component: membrane; lysosome. Lineage: Eukaryota; Metazoa; Chordata; Hyperoartia; Petromyzontiformes; Petromyzontidae.
CGCUUGGUGGUGGUGGUGGUGGUCGUGGUGGUGGUCGUGGUGGUCGUCGUGGUGGUGGUGGUGGUCGUGGUGGUGGUGGUGGUGGUCGUCUUGGUGGUGGUGGAGAUCUCAAGGCAGUCUCCCGUGGUGGCGUGACGCACAGCCGCAGAGAGAGACGCGGCAAUGGACACGAUCCAACCCCAUCGCCUCGACGCCGACGGAACUGAAACCCUUCCUGCUGUGUCUGAUGCAGCAAAUGGUACUGACAGAACUGAAACCCUUCCUGGUGUGUCCGAUGCUGAAAAUGUAGCCGAAAGAAAGCGAGACUGGAGGAAUUUUGCUGGAUUUUGGAUCUUGGGUCUCACCAACAACUUUGCAUACGUGGUGAUGUUGAGCGCUGCCCAUGACAUCCUAAAACAGCAGGAAGCAGGGAACAGCACGCACCCCAACAACAGCAGCAGCAGCAGCAGCUUCAUGCACGAUACAUCACCUGCGACACAUACUGAGAGUUGGGAGCCGAUUUCAUCCAACCGCUUUGACUGCAACCCACACUCAACUGCGGUGAUACUCCUGGCGGACAUUUUACCAACACUGCUCAUCAAGAGCACGGCUCCGUUAUUCAUUCACCGUAUUGCCUACAGGUUUCGAGUAGUUAUUUGCGUGCUUACAGCUGCUGCCAGCUUUCUAAUCGUCGCGCUAUCCAAAGGCGUCAUCAUGAGCAUCAUCGGUGUGACGUUUGCGAGCAUCUCUUCGGGGUUGGGCGAACUCACAUUCUUGAGUCUCACUGCUCACUUCAAGAGCUCUGUCCUGCGGUUCUGGUCCUCGGGCACGGGGGCGGCCGGCUUGGCUGGAUCCCUUUCGUACUUGGGCUUCACCCAGGCCGGACUCAGCCCUAGCUCCACGCUGUUCAUCAUGCUGUUCGUGCCCCCUCUCAUGGCUGCCAGCUACUGGUUGCUGCUGGUUUUCCCACCGGGAUGGAGCCAAAGAGAAUGUGGCAACACUUGCUCAUUGCGGCCCGCAGAGGAGUCACAACGGCCACUCUUGGGCACAGAUUCCGAUGAUCUGGCCCCUGACCCCAACAACGAGCACUAUGGUUUGGAAAAUGACAUUCUUUCCUUUAAGGAUAAGUGGCUUAUUGUGAAGAGUUUGCUGAGGUUCACCGUCCCCCUUGCUCUUGUGUACUUUGCGGAGUACUUCAUCAACCAGGGCUUGUUUGAGUUGCUCUAUUUCCCAAACUAUUACCUGAGUCAUGGGGAUCAGUACCGCUGGUACCAGGCGACCUACCAGUUGGGGGUAUUCGUGUCUCGCUCGUCAGCUCAGUGGAUCCGCAUCUCACGCACCUGGAUUCUCGCUCUGCUGCAGGUCAUCAACCUCAUCGCGUUUUUCUUCCUCGUCUUCUUCACGCUGCUGCCCACGUUUUGGCUGGCGCUACCCAUAAUCCUGUGGGAGGGGCUGCUCGGAGGGGCGGCCUAUGUCAACACGUUCCUCAACAUCAGUGCAGAGAGGGAUAAGCGUCGCCGUGAGUUCUCGCUGGGCGUGGCGAGCGUGGCGGACACGCUGGGCAUCGCCUUGUCGGGCGCCACUGCCAUUCCUCUCCACGACUACCUGUGUGCCCUCUGACCCCUCACUUCAUUGGCUCUAAAAGUGUAAUCUUCAGGGACCAUUACACAUCACCUUGCAAUAUACCAGCAUCAACAUUGCACAACCACAACAUCCACUAUGUCCACCACCUCUACUGGUCUCAGAACCCUCACGAUAUACGACAUGGCCACCACCGCCUCAUCAUAACAUCAUUGCGACACAGAGUAAAAACUCUGAAAGCUCAAUUAGGGGGAGAUCCUUUCUGGUGAUUGAUGUCAAGCAUCCUGUAAUUGAUGUGUAACACUUAAAUGUACUUUACGUUUAACUAUUGUAUGAUCGCAAACAACGGUUACUAAAUUUUCAUUUCUAGUUAUGCUGCAAAUAUUACUGCAGUUGAAUCUGUGUUGCUUGCCACCAUACAGAGAGACAGAUGGCUUAGUAGUGUGUAUUAUGGGCUUCACGAAAUCAGCAAUCUUCUUACAGUAAGUACUAUGCAGUCGUCAUCAGCCAUGAUCUAUCCACAGCUAGAUGAAGACCUCCCCAUACCAUCGGCAUUCCUCCCGUUCCACAGUGCUAUUACCAUGCGGUGCUCAUCCUCUUAGUCGUGGCUGCCAUUCCGUCAGCAGUCUCGUCCAUCAGCCAUCAUUCCGUCUCGCCCCGUGUCCGUUAAGUAGGAUUUGUGUUUCUUCUUCUUGGUUCUUUCGGUAAAGUCACGUAG